UUAAUACGUGUUAAAAGUUGAAUAUAAUCGUAAAGAAAUUCCCAAUAGCAAUGCCCUCACUAGAUGCAGAUGUCUCCAACGAGCAAUUCAACAAUGAGCAGUCCAAACCAAUGUCUGGUCCAAUCGUGGGCAUUAUUUACCCGCCCCCGGAAGUUAGAAAUAUUGUCGACAAAACCGCUAGUUUUGUGGCCCGUAAUGGACCCGAGUUUGAAGCUCGCAUCCGGCAAAACGAAUUAGGAAACCCAAAGUUUAACUUUUUAAAUGGAGGUGAUCCCUAUCACGCAUACUAUAGACAUAAGGUCAAUGAGUUUCGGGAAGGCAAUGAUGCUGGCUUAACGGCAGUCGCGGGUCUUAAGCAACUGGCUGUGAGCAGUGCAGCCCAGCAGCGGCAGCAGGAGAUAUUAAAGCAGGUGGUCGAGCAGCAGUUUGUGCCCAAAGAACCUCCAGCGGAGUUUGAAUUCAUUGCCGAUCCGCCCUCAAUUGCAGCUAUGGAUUUGGAUAUUGUAAAGUUAACCGCUCAAUUUGUGGCCCGAAAUGGCCGACAGUUUCUUACCAAUUUGAUGAGUCGCGAACAAAGGAAUUUCCAAUUUGAUUUUUUGCGGCCGCAGCAUUCGCUGUUUCAAUACUUUACUAAGCUGCUGGAACAGUACACCAAAGUGCUGAUACCGCCAAAGGAUUUGCUAACCAAGCUACGUUUCGAAAGCUCUCCGGGCCGUGCCAGCCAGGUUAAAGUGCUUGAGCAGGUCAAAUACCGCGCCAAUUGGCAACGGCAUCAGGAGGCCCAACGCCGCCGGGAAGAGGAGAAAAUUGAACGUGAACGUGUUGCCUAUGCACAGAUUGAUUGGCAUGACUUUGUCGUUGUGGAAACGGUGGAUUAUCAACCAUUUGAGAGCGGGAACUUUCCGCCACCAACCAAUCCUGAUGAAGUUGGCGCUCGUGUGCUCAUGGAGGAGCGUCUAUUGGAGGAGGAAGGUGACAUUGAAAUGCAAAUUGAAUCCGACGAUGAAGAUGACUCGCCAUUGGCCAGCCACUUGGACGGUGGCGUCAAGUUGUCACAAAUGGAGAAUCGUGUGGGCAUCCAGAUGAAGAAUGCCACCGCUUAUGGACAACCGGCAAAUGCCAAGCGUGACAACACACAGGUACAAGAUAUGGACGAAGCAUCCAGUGAUGAGGAUACACCAACCACAAAGAUGCAGCCAUCUGUGGCGCCCAUGUUGCCGCCAACGCAUGACAAAGUCGUGGUCAAGAAAUACGAUCCCAAGGCAACACAGCCCAAGCCAGCGCCCGUGGCUACCGACGAAUAUCUUAUAUCGCCCAUUACAGGCGAGAAGAUUCCAGCUUCCAAGGUAUCAGAGCAUAUGCGCAUUGGUUUGCUCGAUCCACGCUGGGUGGAGCAGCGGGACAAGCACACGGUUGAAAAAAUCAAUCAAGACAAUGUAUUUGCUGCUGGCACUGCUAUCGAGGCAAGUUUGAAGCAGUUGGCCGAGCGACGUACGGAUAUCUUUGGUGUGGGCGAUGAGGAAACUGUUAUUGGCAAGAAACUGGGUGAGGAGGAGACCAAAAAGGAUGAUCGUGUCACCUGGGAUGGUCAUACGUCCAGUGUGGAGGCAGCAACGCGUGCGGCUCGUGCCAAUAUUACGCUCGAAGAUCAAAUCCAUCAAAUACACAAGGUCAAGGGUCUGCUUCACGACGAGGAGAAAGAGAAAAUUGGACCCAAGCCAGUGGGUAGCAAGGCAACGCUAUCGGCACCACCGCAGCCAUCCUCUUCGAAGAAUCAGCAUAGCAAUCAUCCGCACAGCCAGCCACAGCAUCACCAAGGUGGUGGAGGUGGCGGUCACCAUCAUCCGCCACCCCAUCAUCAUCAUCAGUCGCAUCCACCGCCAUCAUCGAUGCAUCAACAUCAACAGCAUCAGCAGCAGCCGCCGCCACACAACAUGCCACCUGCUGGCAAUCCGGUGAUGAUGAUGCAGCGACCUCCCAUGAUGCCUACUCCAUAUGGUGGAGGUCCUGGUGGCUACAUGAAUAUGCCAUCUGGUGGUGGUCCACCACAGAUUUCACCGGCGCCGCCAGUUGAGAUUAUGCCCAUGGAGGAUGAGCCGCCCACUAAGAAGAUACGUUCCGAAGAUAAUCUCAUACCUGAGGCAGAAUUCAUUUCCUUGCACAAGAGUCCUGUAACUAUUCAAGUGCAAGUGCCGAACACGGACAAAUCGGAAUGGAAGCUGAAUGGUCAAAUGAUUGCCGUCACGUUGGCGCUAACUGAUCCCAUUGCCAACCUCAAGGCAAAGCUACAGGACGAAACGGGCAUGCCACCCGCCAAGCAAAAGAUAUUCUACGAGGGCAUGUUCUUCAAAGACAACAAUACCAUGGCAUUCUAUAAUCUGCUCAGCGGCACAACCGUGCAUCUCCAAGUCAAGGAGCGUGGUGGUCGCAAGAAGUAAAAGUAGUAUCAGUAACAUAACGUUAGCAUUUCAUUUGUAAAUGUUUAUUUUUUUGUGAAUGCUUUUGCAAUCGUAAUAAAAAAAUUGUCAAUCACAGCAUAA
Drosophila sulfurigaster albostrigata is the source of this 2540-nucleotide messenger RNA. RefSeq names its product splicing factor 3A subunit 1 (gene Sf3a1). The transcript has 7 exons. The record is from RefSeq and is a predicted model, not a curated record. Gene Ontology annotation, molecular function: RNA binding; protein binding. Gene Ontology annotation, cellular component: catalytic step 2 spliceosome; U2-type prespliceosome; U2 snRNP. Lineage: Eukaryota; Metazoa; Arthropoda; Insecta; Diptera; Drosophilidae. Bases 51 to 2438 code for a protein of 795 amino acids. Gene Ontology annotation, biological process: regulation of alternative mRNA splicing, via spliceosome; mRNA cis splicing, via spliceosome.